Homarus americanus (American lobster) is the source of this 2329-nucleotide messenger RNA. It is a transcript of the gene Orct, whose product is annotated as organic cation transporter protein-like. Bases 339 to 2213 code for a protein of 624 amino acids. Gene Ontology annotation, biological process: transmembrane transport. Gene Ontology annotation, molecular function: transmembrane transporter activity. The transcript has 15 exons. Gene Ontology annotation, cellular component: membrane. The record is from RefSeq and is a predicted model, not a curated record. NCBI's taxonomy places the organism in Eukaryota, Metazoa, Arthropoda, Malacostraca, Decapoda, Nephropidae.
CAGGCGUCAGCGCGACUGUGAGCCGGGACCCGGGAAGGAAAACAGUGUUAAAAACAAAGUUGACGGAGGUAGAUUAACGACAGGAUCUCCGCUCACAUCAUCAAUGGCACUGCCUCGUGUAGUGGACCGUCAUUACCACAGGAAGCCUUUGCUGUCAAGAAUAGAAAAUGAAUGUCACCACCAUGAAUGUGCAGUAAAAUGAAAGGUUUUAUGGACACUGUGUUUUAAGUUACCGCGACUAAACCAAAGAACUGGGGAGACAGUGGACUGUGACUGAGGUAUAACACAGAAAAGUUGAUAAGAGAGUUUACGAGUGAGGAGAAGCAGUGAGAGGCAGGAUGGAGAAGUUCCUAGAACACAUAGGAGAGUUUGGGAGAUACCAGCAGGGGAUGUUCGUGCUUCUGUCACUUCCCACCAUCAUCGUUGCCAUGCAGAAGCUGGCCUGGGUGUUCCUAGGUGCCCGUGUCGACCACAGGUGUCGACUGCCAUGGGAGAGCGACAACGCCACCUUUCCUCUGGAUGAUCUUAUGAAGAAUGUGUCGCUGCCCUGGGACGACCAGAAGAUGGGCUAUGACCAGUGCCACAUGUGGAGUGACGUAACUUUGGAGCCACCAGCACGUCCCAAUGAUAGCCAGAAAUUGAAUUGUGAUGCCAUUGUCUAUGACACGUCCAAGUACCAGACCAGUGCUGUCAUUGACUACCAACUGGUGUGUGAGCGGGCCUGGCUGAGAGCUACAGUUCAGUCUGUCUUCAUGGUGGGGAUGCUCGUCGGCUCCUACCUGUUUGGUGACCUCUCCGAUAGGUUUGGACGUAAGCCAGUCUUCCUCUCCGCCCUGGUAUUGAUGGUGGUGGUUGGGCUGGGUCAAGCUGUCAUCCCAGACUACUAUGUCCUCACCAUCCUAAGGUUCAUCCUUGGUGCCUCUCUCCAAGGAGUCUUCCUCGUCGCCUAUGUCAUGGCCAUGGAGCUGGUUGGCAAGAAGCGGCGGGUGUUGGUGGGGGUGCUGGCUCAAGCCUUCUACACGCUGGGCUUCUUUACUGCCGCCGCCUUAGCCUGGAGUAUAACCUCCUGGCGCUGGCUCCAGAUCAGCAUGACUCUCCCGGCACUGCUUUUUAUACCCUACUACUGGAUCAUCCCAGAGUCCUCUCGCUGGCUCAUCACCAAGGGCAGGAUAUCUGAGGCUCGCAUCAUUCUGGAGAAGGCUGCCAAAGUCAACAAGAAAGAGGUGACAGAGGAUGCAAUGUUGCAAGCGUUGGAAGUGUCGGGUGUGGGUAAGGAUGGCGGGAAGGGCAACUUCUUUGACCUCUUUCGUUACCCAAACCUACGCAAGAAGACCAUCAACCUCUUCUUCAAUUGGUUUGUCAACAGUGGCGUGUACUAUGGGUUGUCACUCAACACAGGUAACCUGGGAGGCAAUGACUACAUCAACUUUGUCAUCAGUGGGGCAGUGGAGCUGCCUGCCCAUGCCAUGACCAUCUUCCUGCUGGAUCGUGUGGGACGCCGUAUACCGCUGUGUGUCUUCCUGUGUCUGGGGGGCCUAGCACUGUUGUCUACCAUGUUCAUACCCUCAGGUCUGCCAUGGUUGGUGAUCACACUGGCUAUGACAGGAAAGCUGUGCAUCACGGCCUCUUAUGCCAUAGUCUACGUGCUGACAGCCGAGAUCUUCCCCACAGUAGUGAGGAACGUGGGCGUUGGCUCCUCUUCCAUGGUGGCUCGUGUGGGUGGGGCACUGGCACCCUUCAUCAAUGUUCUGGGUGACCAGUGGCAACCUCUCCCUCUACUGAUUUUUGGGUCCAUGUCACUCUCAGCAGGGGUGCUGACACUCCUCCUGCCUGAGACUCUGGGACAACAACUGCCUGAGACAAUCAAGGAUGGCGAAAACUUUGACAAGAAGUGGAAGUCAGAUGAGACAACAGCAAAGGGAGGUGCAGAACAGCUGGAGGUACUCAGAGAGAGCCAGCAGGAUGCUCCUAUAUCACCACAGGACCAACAGACUGACCUGGUAUUUGCUCUGGAUACAACGCGUCAUGAUAGUAAGAAAAGCCGCCGAUUCACGCUGAUCUUUUGUCACCUUAAUGUCAAAACCAUCGACAACCUGUGUGUUAACCACCGCCUGAAGACAUGUCGCCUCAGGCAGGCUGCAAAGAAAUUCAACCAGAAUACAAGUCUUCAAGUGGAGGAAUGUGGAUGGAAGAGGCCUGGCUGGCUGGCGUGACUGCAUGAGGGCGGGCAGACGCCGGGACAGCAGGGAGAGGCUGGCAAUGUGGGUGUUGCCGACCUCAGUGAAAUAUAAACUUUUUUAUUUACUUGUAAAUAAAAUGUUUUUGUAUA